Bicyclus anynana (squinting bush brown) is the source of this 1635-nucleotide messenger RNA. RefSeq names its product maltase 2-like. Lineage: Eukaryota; Metazoa; Arthropoda; Insecta; Lepidoptera; Nymphalidae. Bases 16 to 1635 code for a protein of 539 amino acids. The transcript has 11 exons. Gene Ontology annotation, biological process: carbohydrate metabolic process. The record is from RefSeq and is a predicted model, not a curated record.
UACCCUCGCUCUUUCAUGGACAGUGACGGAGAUGGAAUUGGGGACAUCAAUGGUAUCACAUCAAGAUUAGAAUAUCUAAAAGAGCUAACUAUAGACGCUAUAUGGUUAUUACCCAUUUUCAAGUCUCCGAUGCACGAUUUCGGAUACGACGUAACAGAUUAUUAUACCAUUGACCCUGAAUACGGCACAGCGGAGGAUUUCGAACAUCUUCUGAAGAAGGCUAAUGAGCUGAAUAUAAAAGUAGUGUUGGACUUCGUGCCGAAUCACACCAGCAACGAGAGCGAGUGGUUCAUAAAGUCACUGCACAGAGACGAGUAUUAUAGUGACUGGUACAUCUGGGAAAAUGGAUACUUAGACUCUAAAGGAUAUAGACGACCACCUAAUAAUUGGAUAAGUGUCUUCAGAAAAAGUGCAUGGCAUUACGUCCCAAAUCGCGAUCAAUAUUAUUUGCAUCAGUUCGGAAUUUCUCAGCCUGAUUUGAAUUUUAGAAAUCCAGUAGUUGUUGAAGAAUUAAAGAGUAUAAUAAAAUACUGGCUCGAGAAAGGAGUAGCGGGCAUGAGAAUAAAUGCAGUAAAUCAUUUCGUCGAAAUUGACAAGGAUUUGUUUGGAGGAAGGUAUCCUGAUGAACCGAAGACUGGAAGGCCAGGGUACGGACCUGAUGACUACGAGUACCUGGAUCACGUUUACACUAAGGACUUGGAGGAGACAUACGAUCUAAUGUCACAGUUCCGCGAUGUAUUUGACGCUAUUAGUCUUCGGGAUAACUUGACAAGGGUAAUGAUGACAGAUGCGUCAACGGGUAUCAAAAACGCGGUGAAGUACUACGGAGAGGGUAUCCACUACGGAGCGCACAUCCCAUUCAAUUUCGCACUCAUAGAGGACUUGACGAAGGAGCUGGAUGCCAGAGACAUGAAAUAUGCGAUCGAUCGCUGGUUGACCUACAAACCGCUACGGAAGCCGGCGAAUUGGGUGACGGGCACCAACGAUAUAGGCAGAGUAGCAUCCCGCUUUCGACCCGAGCUAGUGGACGCAUUCAACAUGCUCGUCCUACUGUUGCCUGGAAUCGCUAUCACUUACAUGGGCGAAGAAAUAGGUAUGGUAAAUGGGUUCGUGCCGUGGACCGAGACGAAGGACCAGCUCGCCUGCAAUACGGAUGACCCGGUCAACUUUAUAGACGUGUCCCGCGACCCGGUGCGGACGCCCUUCCAGUGGAAUAACGGAAAGAACGCAGGUUUCUCAGCAGCAGAGAAGUCGUGGCUUCCGGUAGCAGAAGGUUACGAACAUAUCAACGUGGCGAGUCAGCGGUCUGCUGUACGAUCUCAUUACCAAGUCUACCGAACGUUGAUGGGUCUUCGCUUGAGACCGGCGUUCAGACUCGGCCGGUAUGAGUCUUUGGCGCUUAAUAAUGAAGUCUUUGCGUUUAAAAGAUGGUACAACGACGACGCCUAUGUAGUAGUUAUGAACGUCGGUAGAACCUAUCAAGUUGUCAAUCUAACUGCCUUUGAUCUUAUAUUUGGACAGUUAGAGGUCGAGGCUAGCAGCGUGCUUUCUACUAGGACUUUCAGUGACAAUGUGCAUGCGAAUUAUUUGGACAUUGGCGCGGACGAGGCUCUAGUAUUGAGGAUGCAAGUGUAA